GGGGAGGGGACGGAGCUUGAGGGACCCCAGAGGUGACACCAUGAAGUUCUGGGUGGCGUUGGUGGCGCUGACGCUGCUGGCAGGCUGCGGGGCUGAACUGAGCGCCCCCACCCCCACCCCCCCGACCCCCCCCGCACUGCCCUCGAGGAUUUGGGGGUUCCUGGGGACCCUCGGGGAGGCGGCCGAGAACGCGACCGAGCGGAUCCGCCAGAGCGCCCUGGGCCAGCGGCUGCAGAGCGUGGUGUCGGAGCUGCAGGCGAUGCGGUUGGAGGCGCGGGCGCGCGCGGCCGAGUACGGGGCAGAGGCGCGGGCGCUGCUGGAGCUCAGCGCCGCCGAUCUCCGCGCCCGCGGCGCCGCCUUCGCCAGAAAGUUCCGGAAGCGCCUGAGCCGCGACCACGAGGAGAUGCAGCGACGCUGGGACAGCCUCAGGGCCCUCUGGGCACCCCAGGAUUGAUGGGGAUCCCAAAAACGGCCCCAGGAACCCCAAAAACGGCCCCAGGAACCUCAAAAAUGGCUCCGGGAACCCCAGAAACCGCCCCGGGAUCCGGGAGCAGAAUAAACGGGGUGGAGGAAAAGUGGAAAA
Molecule: messenger RNA, 583 nt
Organism: Taeniopygia guttata (zebra finch)
Lineage: Eukaryota; Metazoa; Chordata; Aves; Passeriformes; Estrildidae
Source: RefSeq, a predicted model, not a curated record